Molecule: messenger RNA, 5126 nt
Organism: Oncorhynchus nerka (sockeye salmon)
Lineage: Eukaryota; Metazoa; Chordata; Actinopteri; Salmoniformes; Salmonidae
Product: TLR4 interactor with leucine rich repeats-like
Exons: 1
Coding region: 373-2967 (864 amino acids)
Molecular function (GO): protein binding
Source: RefSeq, a predicted model, not a curated record
GGGGCUGAGCGCGCGCUCGUGUGUGUGUGUGCUUUGCGCGUGAACCCUGCGUUCAGGUCUGUAAUUUGCUCCAGAUGACCACUUGGGGCCGGGAUAUGGAUCAUUCUGGGGAGGUGAGCGUUUCCUCACACGGCAUGACAGCGCAGCGCACAAAUACAUGUAUUCUAUGAACAGCAGUUUUUAGCCAUGGAUCCAGACACCUUUUCACACUAAACUAAGUGUAGGACAACUUUCCUCCACAAUGACGGAGCAACAAGUGAAAAAUUGACAUAUGUAUCGGACACCAAAGUGAGAGUGGAGAGUCGGGGUAACUGCACUUGAACACAAAGGGGGAAUGCCGCAUCAGAAGCUUGAGCCAACUGCCGUUUUGGAAUGGAUACCGGUAAUUUCGUUGGUGUCAUCUGCUUUCUCAUUUUCUCUUGUGACGGGUUCCUCUCGCCUUCACCCGCUAGCGGCUUCUGUCCUGAGCGCUGCGACUGCCAGCAAGCGCAGCACAUCCUCUGUACAAACCGGGGGCUGCGCGCGGUGCCCAAGGUGCACUCAUCGCGGGUCCCAGAGGACGUGCUUGUCUUCAGCCUCGGCGGAAACUUCAUCGGUAACAUCUCCGCCUUCGACUUCACACGGUAUGGAAAUCUUAUAAGGUUGAAUUUACAGUAUAAUCAAAUACAGACCAUUCACCCAAAAGCGUUUGAAAAGCUCUCCAAAUUGGAGGAGCUGUAUUUGGGCAACAAUCUGAUAUCAACAAUACCCCCAGAAACUUUACAGUCACUGGCAAAACUGACAACUUUGUAUGGCAAUAACAAUGACAUUAAGAAGAUUACUCCAGAGCUGUUUGGUAACUUGGAGAGCAUUGUGAAGCUGCGGUUGGAUGGGAACGCCAUAGAACUGUUACAGAAUUCAGUCUUUAAGAGCUUGACUAAUCUACAUUAUCUCCAUCUAGAAUCGAACCAGCUGAGUCACAUUCACAGAAACGCCUUUUCCACGCUCACCAAACUGCGCUUUCUCAACCUGGCGCAGAACAAACUGACAGCCGUGCGUAAUGUGUUUACGUUCUCCCAGCUCAGGUCGCUGAAUACGUUGCUGCUCUCUGAAAAUGAAAUACAACACGUCGGAAACCACGUCUUUCAGAAUCUGAAAAAGCUUUCUAAACUAUCCCUCAGCAAUAACAACAUCUACCAUUUGGAAAGCGAGUCGUUGAAAGGACUGUCGAGCUUGACAGAAUUUCUGAUUGACGGGAACGAACUGGAGAAUCUUCCCGCAGGACUUCUCGACCCGCUGGAGAGAGUUGAGGAGCUGGACUUUAGUUGCAACCAAAUUUCCACAGUGGACCCCUCUGCUUUUGAACAACUGAAGCAUCUGAGUGUUUUAAAACUCAAAGACAACAGGCUCACGAGCCUCUCCGGUAACAUAUUCGCCCUCAACAGCGGCCUUUACGAUUUGGAUCUCCAUGGCAACAACUGGACGUGUGACUGCGGCCUGGUCGAGCUGAAGCAGUGGAUGAAGUCGGCACACUCUCAGGGGAAGCUGCUGACCGUUUUCCUGCAAUGUCAUCACCCAGCGACACUGAGGGGGAAGUAUCUAGAUUAUAUCAACAGCUCCCAGCUGCAGCCCCCAGGGAAUUGGAGCCACUUGUGUGUGACCCAGACUAGGCCUGAGGAGAGCAGAGGAGGGGGUGUCCUGGAGAAGGAGCUGGAGGACAGGGAGAGAGGGCAGGGAGAGGUGAGGAAGGAGAUAGAAGGGGAGAGGAGAGGAAUAGAGGCAGAGGAAAGGAAGGAUGGAGAAGAGCAUAGGGAAAUUGGGAGUAGAGAGGGAGUGGAGAUGAAGGCAAUAGAGAAGGUGGGCAGGGGUAGAGAGGGAGAGGAUAGGAAGGAGGGAGAGGAGGAGGUGGGUAUCCAAGGGGACCAGGGAGGGCAAGAUGAGCGGGACAAAUCCCUGUCAUCAAACAGGAAGAGGAGGAAGAAAAUAUCUGCCAGCCCAAGGUCGCGACCUUCUGCUGAGGCUUCUGGGAAGCGUGAGAAAGGGAGGUGGGAUUCCGUUCCGGGCCGCAGCAUUCCUCAAACACAAGCCCCUCUCCUGGACAACCCCACGCCUCCAACCACAACCUGGCCUCAGACAAUUGACCACCAAAAUAGCCAUGGUAACCAUCUCAGUGGGCCAAUCACAGAGCUCCUCACCUCCUCUCCUCCCACCCCUCGAAAAGAGGAACGGUUUGACCUGUUCAGAGGCGGUCACGAGGACAUUAUACCUGCAGUGACCGACCCCUGUGUGUUCAACCGCCACUUCAUCACCAACGUGACAGUCGACCAGGUCGCCUCCAGCACGGCCACGGUCCACUGGACCACACGCGACCACAGCCGCUUUACACCGGGAGCCGGACCGGGACUAGAAGAGGUCCACUACCGAGUGCUGUUUGACCGCUUUGGGUCAUCUGACCGUUUUCCUCGAUACGUGUACGCCCGUGGCACGGCGCGGUCGGUGAUGUUACGAGAACUAAGCCCAGACAUCACCUACAUGGCUUGUGUUGAGGGUGUGGUGGGAGGGUCUGUGUGUCAGGUGGCGCCCAGGGACCACUGCGCCGGAUUGGUCACUCUCCCAGAAGAGGUUCAUCACCAAGAGACACUGACCUCUGACCUCCAACUGGUCACCGUGGGAACACUGGCCGGCAACGCCGUCCUUCUUCUGGUGAUUGGAGGAGCCUGGCUGGGGCGAAGUUUGAGGCGGAAGCUGAAAAGGAGGAAGUCAGCAGUGCAUGUGCGCCACAUGUACUCCACGCGGCGACCGUUCCGCAGCUCCAUGACAACAACGGCGGCGGUGUCAACAGACUUCACAAGCUUCCAGAGCAGCCGGCCGCCACGGCUCGGAAACCUGGAGGAAGGGGGCGACCUUAUAGAGUUCCCCUGCGACCGUUUCCUUGACAUCAGCCCCACCCGUAGAGACAACAGUGACAUGCAGAGGUUCUCAGAUUAAUAAACACCAUAGACCUGGAACUUGAAAACAUGUUUGCGCUGUGACCCACUUAAGCGCUAGAAUAUAUAUUUUUUAUUGUGAGCAUUAGAUAAUCCAUAUUUAGAACCUGAGAACACCAAGAUGCCAUCACCAGGAAGGAACAUCCUCAGGAGAAUGUGUAAGAUGCUGCAGAGACAGAAGUGGACUGGUAUUUAACCUGCACUCUGGAGCACUUCAUGACCAUAACAGGACCACAGCCAGGGUUGAGUUAUGACCAUAGAACCACAAGGUUAUAUUCAUGACCACAGAACCACAGUAAGGUUGUGUUCAGGCAAUAUGACCACAGUUAUAGUUCUGUUAUGACCACAGUUAUAGUUCUGUUCAUGGGUUAUGACCAUAUGACCAUAGUUAUGUUCAUGGGUUAUGACCAUAUGACCAUAGUUAUGUUCAUGGGUUAUGACCAUAUGACCAUAGUUCUGUUCAUGGGUUAUGACCAUAUGACCAUAGUUCUGUUCAUGGGUUAUGACCAUAUGACCACAGUUAUAAUCCUGUUCAUGGGUUAUGACCAUAUGACCACAGUUAUAGUUCUGUUCAUGGGUUAUGACCAUAUGACCACAGUUAUAGUUCUGUUCAUGUGUUAUGACCAUAUGACCACAGUUAUAGUCCUGUUCAUGGGUUAUGACCAUAUGACCACAGUUAUAGUUCUGUUCAUGGGUUAUGACCAUAUGACCACAGUUAUAGAUGUGUUAUGACCAAAGUUGUCUUUUUAUGGGUGAUCAAAUAGCUGAGCUCAUCAGGGCUGAUUCAGACACUACAGGAUGUCAAUCCCACAGACUUCCUCUAAGCCUCAUGCAUUUCCUGUUCCAUUGCCGUGUGUGUGUGAGAGAGAGAGAGAGAGAAUUACCUGAUUUCAUCUGGUGCUAAUAUUAGACUAAUAGACAUUAAAUUGUGUAUAAAAUGUCAUUUGUAAUGUGCUUGAAAAUGCAAGAAAAGAUGGCUGCUGGUUGGCAGAAAUAAUUAUUUUGUUUGAUGUUUUGAUACUUUUAUACUCAACUAUGUAUUGUGCUGGUGCUAAGUAACAAGUAAGUAACCAUGCAUUCCUGACUGUUGGACGUAAUGGUCCAUUUGUCUGUAUGAAAAGAAAGACCGAUGCCUUUGCAAAUAAUGGUGUAAGUCCUUUGUUCAUAUGGCUCCGAUACAAAUAAAGAAACCAAUAUUAUAGUUUUGCUAUUUUUACAGAAGGGCAGUAAGUUUAAUGUUUGUAGUAAUACUGCAUAUUCAUUCAUUAGAAAAUAUGUUGUGUGUGUGUAAUGUAUGCCUGCAUUUGUGCAAGUGUGUGUGUGUGUGUGUGUGUUUCAUCAUGUACUUAAAGUGUGUGUGCGUGUGUUUCAAGACAGAAAGUCUGGCAAUAGUUAGGUGUUUUUUUGGGUAGACCGGGUGGAGUACCUCCAACACUCAGGCCUGAUCAGCUCUACACUCCAAGCCUGUCAACAGUGUGUUACCAUAACAACAGCAGACACAGACAGACAUAUAGACCAGGAAACACGGUCUGAGAUAUGAAACAGAAACAGUAUAAUCCACUUCAAUAUCCUAGUUGUUUAAGACUGAUAUGUUACUUAAGUUUUUGUUAAACUAUAGUGGAUUGGGCCUGUCCCCUACUGAUAGUGAAUAAAAGUCAUCACUAUUGACUUUGACUAGUUCUUGGCCCUCUCACAUCCAUUUUCUUUCACUCAACCUGCUAAAGCUAAGUUACAGACGGGUAAAUGAAUCUGUGAUCGCUGACCUUUGACUCAUUCAAUCAGGGUGCCUCAAACUGUCUUCAGUUCCAGAAGAUAUCGCUAGGGGGCAGACUAUAACCAUUCGUCUGACAGGCCUAUUAGAUCGAAUGACAUUUUCUCCUGAUGGAGGCAACGGAACUUGAGUAAAAAUCACAAUAAGAUACCAGAGAAUAAGUGCUUUUAUUUUCGUAUUUAGGUUUGUAGCGAUUGUCAAUAUCUGUACAAAAAAAUAAUAAACAAAACACAUCACAAUACAGACACAGAAGGAUACAUAGAUACAGGUAACAGGUUAUAGGCCAACGUACUGUGUGAGCCUAGUUUACAUGAUAAAUACACUGUAGGAAACUAGUAAGUGCUUUACAGAGGUUAAACAAAGGGCCAGGAGUUAUCUUGGUCAAGUGA